GUGACAUUAACCUGUUCUGUGGGCAGAUAUGCUGGUUUAACAUUUGAGCUCUUCAGAAAACCUCAACCCACCUAUCAGACCAGAGUUUCUCCUCGAUCAGAUGGAGUUUUCAUCAUCACUGAAGGAGGAAUUUACACCUGCAGAGGAUUUAAAACCGAACAUAACUUUAUGACAACUAUGAGUGAUGAAGUUAUUAUACAGGAAACUGAAAUCAAGGCAAAUUUGAAAGCAGACAACACAACCAUACCACCAGGGGGCAGUGUGACAUUAACUUGUUCUGUGGACAAACCUGCUGAUUUAACAUUUGAGCUCUUCAGAGGAUCUUCAUCCACCUAUCAGACCAGAGUUUCUCCUCGAUCAGAUGUAGUUUUCAUCAUCACAGAAGGAGGAAUUUACACCUGCAUAGGAUUUAAACUUGGGACAAACUUUGUGACAUCUAUGAGUGAUGAAGUCACCAUUAAUAAGAGAGUUUCCAACAGAGUUUCAGUCACUUCACAACCAAACCGAUCUCUGAUAUACAGAGGAGAGAAAGUCACUCUGAGAUGUGAGAUCCAGGAUGAUGGAAGAAAUUGGUGGACGUAUGAAUGGAAACCAACCAAUAGAAACUUUCCAUCAUCCAGUGAAUAUAUGAUCAACUCAGCUACUGAUGCUGACAGUGGAGAAUACAGCUGUAAGGGUAGAAGAGGCUACGAGUUUACAGGAUGGAGUGAAGCCAUCAGACUGACAGUGUCAUCUGAUAAACCCAGAGCCACCCUGAAGGCAGAGAAAAGAAUCAUACCAGCAGGGGGCAGUGUUACACUGACCUGCUCUGUUGAAGGAUCUACUGGCUGGGAGUUUUACUGGAUCAGAAAUGGACAAUAUUAUUCUGUAGUUGGAUCCUCCAGAAACACAGAACCAGAUGGAACCAUCAGAGUCUCAGAGGGAGGAGAGUACAGCUGCAGAGGAAGAAGAGGAGACUCAUCUUUUGAAUCAGAAACCAGUAAAGAGGUCACCAUUGAGGAAACUGCUCCCAAUAAACCCAGUUUGAUUCUGCAACCCAACUGGUCUCAGAUCUACAUAGGAGAGAAAGUCACUCUGAGAUGUGAGAUCCAGGGAGGAACUGAGUGGACGUAUGAAUGGAGAUCAACCAAUAGAAACUUUCCAUCAUCCAGUGAAUACAGCAUCAUAUCAGCUACUGAGUCCCACAGUGGAAAAUACAGCUGCAGAGGAAAAAGAGGGUUUUCCUUUACACCAUGGAGUAAUGUUGUUAAAAUAACUGUAUCACCCAAACCUCAUCCUGUCCUCUCUGUGUCUCCAUCAUGGCCGAAUCCUGGAGCCUCAGUGACUCUGAGCUGUGAGGGUUUGGAGCAUCAAUCAGCAGGAUGGAGGUUCUUCUGGUAUAAAGCUGUUCCUGACACAUCCAAGCAAAACUAUCUACCAUCCUACAGCUAUGAGCUGCUGCCUGGCAGCACCAAUGGGACUGAGCAGAACUCCUUCAUCAUUAAUGGACCGACUCACACAGCAGGAUACAAGUGCAGAGCAGAAAGAGAAGAACCAAAGUUUUACACUGAUUACAGUGAACCAAAGUUUUUCUGGUCUGCAGAUCCUCGUCCAGCAGCUUCUCUCUCAGUGAAUCCUGACAGAGUUCAACACUUCAGAUCUGACUCUGUGUCUCUGAGCUGUGAGGGAAACUCUGCUGAGUGGAGAGUGAGGAGGUUUAUAGAAAGAGAUGGACUGUCAGACUUUACCUGCUCCUACUGGGGGACAAUGACUGGAUCUACAUGCACCUUUAAACCAUACUAUUAUAUGGAUGGAGUGUUCUGGUGUGAGUCAAAAUCUGGAGAGUUUAGCAACGCAGUAAACAUCACUGUACAGAAUGAUAAUUAUGAUGGUGUUAUCCUGGUGAGCCCUGUUCAUCCUGUGACUGAAGGAGAUCCUGUUACUCUGAGCUGCAGAGAUAAAAAACAAAAUCUUCUCUCCAAUGUGUUUUUCUAUCACAAUGAUAAACUCAUCAAUAAUGACAGCAGAGAGGAGCUGAAGAUCUCUGCAGUGUCAAAGUCAGAUGAAGGUUUCUACAAAUGUCAACAUUCAGGAAAAGAGUCACCAAGGAGCUGGAUGUCUGUUAGAGUAACUGUAUCCAGUCCUGUCAGUUCUUCAUUUCCUGUCAUGUUGAUCGUUGGACCAGUUGUUGGAAUCGUUGUCAUUAUUCUCAUUAUUCUCCUGAUCUUGUUGUGGCGCUGCAGACGGUCCAAAGAUCUUUGCUGCAUAAGGUCAAAGGGCUCAGAGGUCAGAGGUCAGAGCUCCACCACAAACCAGCCUGAAGGUCCUGAAUAUAAAUCUCUUUCUCAUGGUAAUGUUCAUCUCUAUGAGAUGAUCGGCUCGGCUGAAGCUUCUGGACAUGCAGCAGAUGAAGCCCCAGAGGUUACAUACUCUCUCAUUGAAAUGAAAUCCUUUAGGAAAGACAGGAGACAAGGUGGACCAGAAGAGGGCGCUGUUUACUCUGAGGUGAAAACAGGAGCUGCAGGGAAGUCGGGUCCUGCAGCAGCGGAGGCAUCAGUUUAUUCUGAAAUCAGAAAAGCACCAGCUGUGGAAAACAGUGCUGCCAUGUAGGCUGCAGGCUCUGAGUUUAUCCUGCAGUUUAUUACAAGACUCACAACAACUGCUUUGAUCACACAAUAUUUUUAUCCGUCAUAAGAAAUCUCCUAGAGAAUCUGUAUUGGUCACUCAAAGAAUAAUUCUCUGAGAUCCAAAUCGUCAGAUGUGCUUAAACUUUAGUAAAGGUUUUGCAAUGCAACAUUUUAUAAAGACUCACAAAUCGUUUUUUUUUAACACAACGCAAAUUGUGAAUUGUUUUGUGUUUAUUUGUUUCUAGAAGUAUGUUGCAAUUAAAGUUACUAAAUUUGAUUUGGAACAGUUUGAUUUGGUUUCAUGUGAAGCAACUUUGCUUCACAUUUAACUUUUUAUAUCAAAACCUUGUGACUGUAUUUUUAUCAUCAAGCACGUUGUAAAUUAAGUAGAUUGAUCAUUUGAAUGCAACACAUAAAAUCAAUAUAAGAUGUUAGACAUAAUUGGGCACAAUAGUGAUUAAAAUGAUUUUUACAGUCUCAGGUAAAUAGAUUGUUUUAUUAAUGCUACUUGUAACUGAGCGACAAUUAUUAGAUAUAUAUCUUUGCUCUUUUGUUAUUAUAGUAUUUCAGUUGAAGCUUAAACCUGCACACUUACUGCUAGAUGGAGUUUUUACACCUUAACAGCUAGACGACAGGAAAGUACUGAACUUUAUGCAAUCUUUGGUAUGUGUAGAAUAUGCAUCUAUAGGCACCUUGCAGCUCACAUUUGUGAAUUUCCUUUAACCAAUAAUGUUUAUUGGUUGAGCAGCAGCAGCUGAAUUGAUUCAUUUUCUGUUUCAAAUGAUGAAAUAGAAAUAAGUAAAAUAUGGGAUCUUUUUUAUCUAUUCUUGUUGCUUUAAGUUAGUUUGCAGUAGAGUUAUGCUCCUUCACAAUAUCAGGAUUUUUUGUAUAUUUUGGAAUUAGAUAUAUAUAGCAAGCAUGUUGACUUUUAUUAAAAAUAUAUUCAUUCAUAAGUUCUAAAUAUGUCUCUUAGUUUUUAUAUCUUCAUGGAUUUCAGCGAUUUCUCUCUGUAGUGAUUUUUGUUUUUGCUUGUGUGCUGAAAUAAAAGUAACAUCAUCAAUGGCUUGUUCAAU
Molecule: messenger RNA, 3679 nt
Organism: Xiphophorus hellerii (green swordtail)
Lineage: Eukaryota; Metazoa; Chordata; Actinopteri; Cyprinodontiformes; Poeciliidae
Product: obscurin-like
Exons: 15
Coding region: 169-2589 (806 amino acids)
Biological process (GO): cell surface receptor signaling pathway; immune response
Cellular component (GO): external side of plasma membrane
Molecular function (GO): transmembrane signaling receptor activity
Source: RefSeq, a predicted model, not a curated record